AUAUAAACCAUGUCUAAAUUACCACUUCAAUCAAAGGCUUUUCGGCCUAAAUUUCAAAAUAAGAGAGCCAUUUUUGGGGAUGAUGAAGAUGAAGAAUCCCAUGUGAACGAUGAACUUGUGGUAGGAUUUGAAGAUAAUAAAAUUAAAGAAGCUGUACCAAAAAAAGAAAUUGCACCUCUUAGUAUAUCACCUUUACCAAAUGCUGACUGGCGAGCUCUUGCUAAAAGCAAAAAAGAGCUAUAUGUACCUGCGCGGGCGCAGCAGCAGCAAUCUAGCAACGACUCGAAACCAGAAGUGCUUUUACAGUCUGCAACCUCGUUUGGUUUACAAAUUCAGAAAAAGAAGACCAUCACGAACGAAAACACGAGUGAAGAGACAACAACCAUUGAACAAGAUACGAUAGAAACAGUCGAGGAAGCACCCAAGACUUUAGAGGAACGAGCCAUUGAAGCACUUAUCAAAGAGUCGUUGGGCGAAGGAGAGGAUGAAGAAGACAAUAAACCAAAAAAGGUUAUUCAUGUCAAUGAAGCAUCGUUAUUAAAAGACGAUCUGGAAAAUAGACCUGACGAAACCACUAUGGAUGCCUACGAUAAUAUUCCAGUGGAAGAAUUCGGUGCUGCACUAUUGAGAGGUUUAGGAUGGAAUGAAGGUGAUGGUAUCGGUAGAAAUAGAAAAAAGGCACCUGCACCUCCCGCUCCACCUGUGAAACAAAGAGAGGCGUUACUAGGCUUAGGCGCUAAACCAGAAGAAGUAGACAAGGACAAUAAAUCGAAACAUAGACGCGCUGCAUAUGAGUACAAGGAUACAAGCUUAUUUAAAAAGAUUUCAAAAAGAAAACACGAUGAAGACAGUCCUAGUAGGGACGACAAGAGAAGAAAAGACGACCGAAGAGAUAGUAGAAGAGAUGAUAGAAAGAGUGACAGGAGUGAUGAUAAAAGAAGAGACAGGAGCAGUGAUAGAAGAAGAGACAGGAGCGGUGACAGAAGAAGAGAUAGAAGCGGUGACAGAAGAAGAGAAAAGAGUGAUGACAAAAGAAGGGAUAGAAGCAGAGAUGAUAGUAGACACAAAAGACAUAAAGAUGAUAGAAGGAGAGACGAUGACGAUGAUGACAGACGUAGUAGACACGGUAGUAAUAGUGGCAGUAGUAGUAGACGUCGUGAUAGAUAUUAAAGUUGUCACAUUUUGAACAUGAUAAAAAAAAUAAAAAAACCUUAAUCUGGUUGAUAUGAUUACGAACUCUAAUUGGAUGAGUGACACAUCAGAAAAAAAAAAGAAGAUUUGGAACAUUGCAAAUACGAAUCCCUCAAACUUCCUCUGGGUCUGCGUUUCAAAACCUUGCGUUCAUAGGAAAGAAUAUUGCGCCAUCGAUUUGUAUGAUUACUACAUCGUUUUUUUUUUUUUUUUUUUGUGUGAUAAUGCAGAAUAUAUAAAUAGAGAGGUAUCACAACACGUCUUAU
This is a messenger RNA of Mucor mucedo, 1457 nucleotides long. RefSeq names its product DExH-box splicing factor binding site-domain-containing protein. The coding region runs from base 10 to 1170 and encodes 386 amino acids. Gene Ontology annotation, molecular function: nucleic acid binding. The transcript is spliced from 4 exons. The record is from RefSeq and is a predicted model, not a curated record. Lineage: Eukaryota; Fungi; Mucoromycota; Mucoromycetes; Mucorales; Mucoraceae. Gene Ontology annotation, cellular component: spliceosomal complex. Gene Ontology annotation, biological process: mRNA splicing, via spliceosome.